Charadrius vociferus (killdeer) is the source of this 3615-nucleotide messenger RNA. It is a transcript of the gene USP25, whose product is annotated as ubiquitin specific peptidase 25. Bases 1 to 3192 code for a protein of 1063 amino acids. The record is from RefSeq and is a predicted model, not a curated record. The transcript is spliced from 24 exons. Lineage: Eukaryota; Metazoa; Chordata; Aves; Charadriiformes; Charadriidae. Gene Ontology annotation, biological process: protein deubiquitination; regulation of protein stability. Gene Ontology annotation, molecular function: protein binding; cysteine-type deubiquitinase activity; cysteine-type endopeptidase activity. Gene Ontology annotation, cellular component: cytosol; nucleus.
AUGGGCCGGGAUAAAAGCCAAUAUGGGUAUGAAAAAGAUGAAGUGCUGUCAGGAAUAGCAACUUUCAAGUAUCAGCACCAGCAAACAUUUUUAAAUCAGCUGAGGGAGAUCACUGGUAUCAAUGACAUCCAGGUACUACAACAGGCACUGAAGGACAGCAAUGGUAAUCUGGAGUUGGCUGUGGCUUUCCUCACUGCGAAGAAUGCCAAGGUUCCCCAGCUAGAGGAGGCAACUUACUAUCAAACAGCCCUUCCUGGAAAUGACAGAUAUAUCAGCGUGGGCAGCCAAGCAGACACCAAUGUGAUUGAUCUCACUGGAGAUGAUAAAGAUGAUCUUCAGAGGGCAAUUGCCUUGAGUUUGGAGGAAUCAAACAGGGCAUUCAGGGAGACUGGAAUAACAGAUGAGGAACAAGCCAUUAGCAGAGUUCUAGAAGCCAGCAUUGCAGAAAAUAAAGCAAGUUUAAAGAGGACGCACCCAGAGGUAUGGAGUGACUCUCCAAACCCUUAUGAUCGAAAGCGGCAAGACAACUGUCCAGUAGGAUUAAAGAAUGUUGGCAACACGUGCUGGUUUAGUGCUGUCAUUCAGUCAUUAUUUAACCUACUGGAGUUUCGAAGACUAGUUUUGAAUUUCAAUCCUCCUGCAAAUGCUCAAGACUUGCCCCGAAACCAAAAGGAACAUAGGAAUCUGCCUUUUAUGCGUGAAUUGAGGUACCUGUUUGCACUUCUAGUUGGUUCGAAGAGAAAAUAUGUUGACCCAUCAAGAGCGGUUGAAAUCCUUAAAAAUGCUUUUAAAUCAAAUGAUUCCCAACAGCAAGAUGUUAGUGAAUUUACACACAAAUUAUUAGAUUGGCUAGAAGAUGCCUUCCAAAUUAAAGCUGAAGAAGAGAGGGAUGGAGAGAAACCAAAGAACCCAAUGGUGGAGCUGUUUUAUGGACGAUUUCUAGCAGUAGGUGUACUUGAAGGCAAAAAAUUUGAAAACACAGAAAUGUUUGGCCAGUAUCCACUCCAGGUGAAUGGCUUUAAAGAUCUGCAUGAGUGCCUAGAAGCUGCAAUGAUUGAAGGGGAAAUUGAAUCUCUCCAUUCAGAAAACUCUGCAAAGUCUGGUCAGGAGCACUGGUUCACUGAGCUUCCUCCUGUCUUAACUUUUGAGCUAUCAAGAUUUGAGUUUAAUCAGGCUUUGGGGAGACCAGAGAAGAUACACAACAAAUUAGAGUUUCCUCCAAUUUUGUAUCUGGACAGGUAUAUGCACAAAAACAGAGAAAUAACAAGAAUUAAACGGGAUGAAAUCAAGAGACUCAAAGAGUACCUCACGGUUUUACAGCAGAGAUUAGAACGAUAUUUAAGCUAUGGUUCUGGUCCUAAACGAUUCCCCUUGGUAGAUGUCCUGCAGUAUGCCUUGGAGUUCGCCUCCAGCAAGCCGGUGUGCACGUCUCCUGUCGAUGACCUGGGUGCUAGUGCCCCUGCCAGUGGCACACUGCCGGCCCAGACCUCACCCAGCACAAUAGAGCAGCAGGGACCUUCAUCUUCAGAUGUUCCAAGCACAUCUCCUGUACAAAGAUCAGUAAUACAUAAACCAUUCACACAAUCACGAAUUCCUCCUGAUCUGCCGAUGCAUCCGGCACCAAGGCACAUCACCGAGGAAGAGCUGUCUGUCCUAGAAGGCUGUUUACAUCGCUGGAGGACUGAAGUAGAGAACGACACUAGAGACUUACAAGAAAGUAUAUCUAGAAUACAUCGGACAAUUGAAAUGAUGUACUCUGACAAAACAAUGGUCCAAGUUCCUUAUAGGUUGCAUGCUGUGCUAGUUCAUGAAGGUCAAGCUAAUGCGGGACACUACUGGGCAUAUAUUUAUGACCACCACCAGAACAGAUGGAUGAAAUACAAUGAUAUUUCUGUGACAAAGUCAACGUGGGAAGAGUUGGAACGGGACUCUUUUGGUGGUUACAGGAAUCAACCUAGUUACAGGAGUGCCAGCGCAUAUUGUUUAAUGUAUAUCAAUGAUAAGGAACAAUACUUGAUACAAGAGGAGUUUAACAAAGAAACGGGGCAGACCCUUGUUGGAAUGGACACACUACCUUCUGAUCUAAGGGAUUACGUCAAGGAAGACAAUAAACGUUUUGAAAAAGAACUCGAAGAAUGGGAUGCAGAACUAGCUCAGAAAGCACAGCAGGAGAAGUUGUUAUCUCAGAUACCCAGGGCACCAGCACCCUCACCUGCUCCAGUUCAAGCAGGAGAACCAGAAUAUUUAGAGCAGCCAUCAAGAACUGAUCUUUCAAAGCACUUAAAAGAAGAUUCUGUACAAGCAAUCAAUAAAGCUUUAGCUGAACAAGAAGACAGAGGUCCAGAAGCUAUAAUGGACACGGCAAUUAAAUUGGAAUACACACGUCUGCUAAAAUUAGCCCAGGAAGAUCCACCACCUGAAUGUGAUUACCGUUUGCGUCACGCAAUUGUUUACUUCAUCCAAAAUCAGGCACCAAAGAAGAUAAUUGAGAGAACAUUACUGGAACAGUUUGGAGAUCACAAUCUCAGCUUUGAUGAAAGGUGCCGUAACAUAAUGAAAGUUGCCCAAGCUAAACUUGAAAUGAUAAAGCCAGAUGAAGUAAACAUGGAGGAAUAUGAGAGAUGGCAUCAAGACUAUAGAAAUUUCAGGGAAACAACCAUGUUUCUCAUGGUAGGAUUGGAGUUUUUCCAAAAAAAGAGCUAUAUGGAAGCCUUGCUCUACCUUAUCUAUGCUUACCAGAAUAACAAAGAACUCUUGUCCAAAGGCCCGUACAGAGGGCAUGAUGAAGAGCUGAUAUCUCACUACAGACGAGAAUGUUUGCUAAAACUAAAUGAACAUGCUGCAGCACUGUUUGAAUCAGGAGAUGAUCAGGAAGUAAAUAAUGGCCUGAUCAUUAUGAAUGAGCUUAUUGUCCCGUGUUUGCCAUUACUACUGGUGGAUGAAAUGGAAGAAAAAGAUAUUGUUGCUGUUGAAGAUAUGAGAAACCGUUGGUGUUCCUAUCUUGGACAAGAAAUGGAACCCAACUUGCAAGAAAAGCUGACAGAUUUUCUGCCAAAACUGCUAGAUUGUUCUACAGAGAUUAAAGGUUUCAAUGACCCGCCAAAGUUACCCUCCUACUCCACACACGAACUGUGUGAAAGAUAUGCCCGAAUCAUGUUGUCACUCAGUCGAACUCCAGCCGAUGGAAGAUAAAUUCUGCGACCUUCCUAAGCACAUUGUAUAAACUUUUUUAGUUCUUAAACCUUGCCUUCCUGUCACAGGGUUUGCUUGUUGCUGCUAUAGUUUUUAACUUUUUUAUUUUAAUAACUGCAAGAGAGAAAUGACUGUACAAACUUUAGCCAGACUGCAAACAAUUAAAGCUGAGAAUCGCAUGGCGCUCAGUCGUUUCAACCAGAAUUGAUGCAACAUGCAAGUCUGAUCAUUAUGGCAAAACUGCUUUUUUGCCACUUAUCUGUUACAGUAUUACUUUGCUUUUAUCUUAAGAUCCUUUACUUUAUCAACAGCUGUCUGGAUCAUUUUGUGACUGCAACUAUUCUAAGUGUCCAGUGCUGUGUAAAUACAUGGUACCUGGUAGCUUGUAAAUGAAAUGAAAGAAUAAAGUUUUAUUUAUGGCUA